Molecule: messenger RNA, 1961 nt
Organism: Amorphotheca resinae ATCC 22711
Lineage: Eukaryota; Fungi; Ascomycota; Leotiomycetes; Helotiales; Amorphothecaceae
Exons: 5
Coding region: 30-1961 (643 amino acids)
Cellular component (GO): endomembrane system; membrane
Source: RefSeq, a predicted model, not a curated record
CAGCCGCCGGCGCCCAGAACGAAGGCGGCAUGGGCUCGACGAUCAAAUCCGCGGUUCAGGGUAUCGCUAUCUUCGUUGGCAUGCAAUUCUUGAUGGGUCAGAUCAUGGGCAAGAGCAAACCCGCUACGACGACGACCACCGAUGCUUCUGGGGCCGUGAUUAACGUUCCUGCGAACACGGCCACGAUUCCCCCUUUCCAUGCCCGCCCCAAUUCCCUCAAUGACGGUGCGGUCUACAACCCAAUCCCCCAACGAAUAGCUCCUAUGUGGCCUCUUGACUCUCCCUUGGAUCUCACGAUCGUGGUCUCGCCAUCCUUCGUUGCUGAACCGCUAGCGAAGGUGCCCGCAGAAAGAAGAGUGGUUGAUGAGACGGCUUUCAAGUUUGGUGAUUACAACGAGAAUAGGAUCGUAGAUACAAGUUUCGCAGUGCCCAAAGAGGUGCAGAACAAUGGGACGCUGUGGGCGCAUUUUUAUAUCGGAUUGACUGGCAGUGAACUGGACCCCAGUAGAUCUGGUUAUGAUUCAAGUCGGGCAUUCCAUUUCACUCAUCCCUUAACGCAAUACAUUGCCCAGAAACGGGUGAAGAAAACAAAGAACCUUCUGGCUGCUUCGGAUGAGGAUGAGGAGGAAGAGGAAAUUCCCACGGGUCCAGUCAUCACUUCGCAUUAUCAUCCGAACUUCACCCUGUCCUUCAUCCCGGAUACUGGAGUGAUGCAGUUUCCGAGUUUACCUCCCCCAGUUCUACGAUAUAUACACUUGGAAGAGACAGGCGCGCGCGAUGCUACCGGUCAGAAUGGGUGGUACUAUCCUGUUCUCUUCGUCAAUUCGUUCUGGCAACUCCGAUCUCACAUGACAGCCCUGAAUUCAACCGUCACUCGACUACCCCUCUACAUCAACCUCAACAAUCAAGCAAACUGGAAAUUCACCAUCCUUGCCAAUAUGGACGAAGGAGCUAAGCAAAGUGCUAGAGCUGCUGCCCUAGGCCAAUCUGUGCCCGGCGGUGGGGACGGUACCGAGUUUGAAAUGAUCAAGGAGGUUCUCCUAGAUACGAAUAUUUAUCUUCUCGGCACAACUGCAGUUGUCAGCAUCCUCCACAUGAUCUUCGAGAUGCUAGCUUUCAAAUCCGAUAUCAGUCAUUACCGGAAUAAGAAGAAUAAUGUUGGAAUCUCUGUCCGGUCUAUCCUCGGGAAUGUCUUCAUGCAAGGCGUUAUAUUCCUGUAUCUUAUGGACAACAACGAGAAUACUAGCUGGAUGAUUCUCUUCUCCCAGGGAAUGGGCAUCCUCCUCGAAUUUUGGAAAAUCACCACGGUAGUCAACGUCCGUCUCCGACCAGCUCCAGAUUCCUUCAUCCCCUACCGAAUCGCAUUCGAAGACAAACACGUUCUAUCCGAAACCGAGGAAAAAACCAAAGAAUACGACGCCGUAGCCUUCAAAUACCUCUACAUGAUCGCCGUCCCACUUCUGCUGGCCUAUGCCGCCUACUCUUUGACCUACGAGACGCACAAAUCAUGGUACUCCUUCGUGAUCACCACCCUCGUCGGAUCCGUCUACGCCUACGGUUUCCUCAUGAUGGUCCCAAGUCUGUACAUCAACUACCGCCUGAAGUCGGUGGCACACAUGCCAGCCAAGGCCAUGAUGUAUAAAUUCCUCAAUACGUUCAUCGAUGACCUCUUCGCGUUCACGAUCAAGAUGCCGACGCUGCAUCGAAUAGCCACGUUGAGAGACGACGUCAUCUUCUUCGUUUAUCUGUACCAGUCAUAUAAAUACAAGGUCGACUACACGCGCGUUAAUGAGUUUGGGCAGGGUGGAGACGACGAGCCGGAAGAAAAGCCAGCGGACGAGCAGCCGAAGAGCAUCGAAGGAGUAUCUGAUGAGGCAAAGAAAGCCGGGGAGGCUACUAAUGAGACAACGGCCAAAGUGUCUGGAAGCUCGAAGAAAGGGGGUGCGACGAAGAGAAAGUGA